AUGAUCACCCAGAAAGCAAAAUUCUUUACACCAGCUCAAAUCAAUGAAUUCAAAGAGUGCUUCUCGUUGUAUGACAAGAAACAAAAGGGAAGUAUUGAAGUCAAUGACCUGAUCACAGUUAUGCGCUGCCUUGGUACAAGCCCCACAAUUGGAGAAAUUGAAAGACAUCUUCAAGUUCACAAAAUUGAAAAGUCAGGGAGCUUAGACUUCUCUACAUUCCUGACCAUGAUGCACCGGCAAAUGCAACAGGAAGACCCAAAGACAGAAAUUCUUGAAGCCUUCAGGAUGACUGACAAACAGAAGAAAGGAUACAUUCAAGCCUCAGAGUUGAGAGCUAAGCUCACCAUGUUGGGAGAGAAACUUACUGCCAAAGAAGUGGACGAGCUGUUCCAGGAAGCAAGCAUCACCUCAAGUGGAAUUGUGAACUAUGAAGACUUCACUGAAAUGGUGACUUUACCACCUGUUGAUUACUAA
This is a messenger RNA of Nerophis lumbriciformis (worm pipefish), 474 nucleotides long. NCBI's taxonomy places the organism in Eukaryota, Metazoa, Chordata, Actinopteri, Syngnathiformes, Syngnathidae. The record is from RefSeq and is a predicted model, not a curated record.